This is a messenger RNA of Trichoderma citrinoviride, 1290 nucleotides long. RefSeq lists its product as hypothetical. Lineage: Eukaryota; Fungi; Ascomycota; Sordariomycetes; Hypocreales; Hypocreaceae. Gene Ontology annotation, biological process: mitochondrial translation. The record is from RefSeq and is a predicted model, not a curated record. Bases 299 to 1264 code for a protein of 321 amino acids. Gene Ontology annotation, cellular component: mitochondrial small ribosomal subunit. Gene Ontology annotation, molecular function: structural constituent of ribosome. The transcript has 5 exons.
CUAUUGGAAGCUAUUUUGAGCUGCGGCUGAUGAGGGCUAGUGCUUAGGUAAUGGUGUUCUCGUCUUCCCCUUGCAUCGAGCUUGCAUUGAUUGACCCCUCCUUCUUUAGCGAAUCGGAGAUGGAAGAACGAGGCGCCGAAGCCGAAAAUUUGUGGACAAGCUUGCUUUUCGAUAUUUUACCUUCAGUCCAGCUUCUGCUCACAAAACAAUACGACCAAAAAAAAAGCCUCGGCGACCUCUGAGCGAUUGAUUGGAAAAGGAAGAGACGUGAAAGGUAGAAGUCGAAGAAAAAGCCGCCAUGGCGCCCAGAUUAUCAGCGACGUGUUCGCCGCUGGCCCCCGUGGUUGAUGCGUGCCUUGCGCAGUCCUGCAAAUCACAGUCGGCACCGUUCGUGCGGGCCUUCAGCUCGACGCCGUGUCGUCAGAAGAUGAGUAGGGCUCGGCAGCAGAUGUUCCAGUGGCUCAAUGGCCGGGAGGGCUCAGAGUUCGCCGAACCGCGAGGACCAAAGUACCUGGGGCCGCUGCAGGACCAGCCGUUCCCCCUCAACCCGCUGUUCCGGAGCCAGCCGGUGCUGGACGAGCACACGAGGGAGCUGAUAUGGGACAAGGUGAUGAAGAGGGGCGAGUCGCUCAAGGCGGUGUCGGCGGAGAUGGGCGUUGACGUGAGGAGGGUGGCAGCUGUGGUGAGGCUGAAGGAGGUGGAGAAGCAGUGGCAGAGAGAGGGCAAAAAGCUGGCAAUCCCCUAUGCCAAGGCCGUCAUGAACAUGCUGCCCAAGACGUCAUACCGCGAGGGCGAGAAGAACUUGCCGCACGAGCCGGUCAACGAGAUUCACGUGCACAAGCUUACGAUGCAGCAACUCUUCGUGCCAGUAUCGGAGUCGCGGCACUUCACCCGAGAAGACGCCGCCAAGGCCUUCCACGACUCCAUGCUGUCAGUCGACGCGCGAUCACCGCAGCCCGAGCUCAUCAAGAUGGAGCGGGAGAUUCUCGAGGGCAAGAGCCGGCAGGAGAGCUUGGCCAAAUUCAAGGAGGCGACGCAGAACGAAGAGGACAGGGUGGCGCGGCGCAUCGCGGGCGAGCAGCGUAGGGAGGAGGAGGCGACGACGAGGGUCAAGACGGACCGCUACGAGUUCCGGUUCAAGGAGAUCAACGCGGACGACGUGGGAUUCAACGGCCGAUCAAGAAAGGGCACUGGCUGGAGGUAUGGAGCGCCGUUUGACGAUCGCAAGCGCGGGCUGGUCAAGAUUCCUACGUCUGUGCCUUGAAUGUUGUCAUGACUACAGAUUUGUAU